Molecule: messenger RNA, 1365 nt
Organism: Ramularia collo-cygni
Lineage: Eukaryota; Fungi; Ascomycota; Dothideomycetes; Mycosphaerellales; Mycosphaerellaceae
Product: probable phosphatase
Exons: 2
Coding region: 1-1365 (454 amino acids)
Biological process (GO): glycerophospholipid biosynthetic process
Cellular component (GO): mitochondrion
Source: RefSeq, a predicted model, not a curated record
AUGUCCGACGGUCCCUCAAUUGUUCUUCCCGGCCGCCCGAAGGUCCGGAGAGUGAGUUCUCACGAUGCUCAACUCAACGCACUCAAUCUGCGCUCGCCUACGGUCAUUGUGCCUCCACAAUAUCUCAUGGCACCCAGUGAUGCCAACGAAACGGCCGCUGCCAUGGAGCUGGCGAGACACGAAAUCGAAGACGACGCAUCAGAAGAAUCCUCACCCUCGACGCCUCCAACGACAUCAGUGACGGACAAGUUCGCAUUCGCCUUUGAUAUCGAUGGUGUCCUGAUCCGCGGCGGUCGACCAAUUCCCGAAGCCGUUGAAGCCAUGCAGGUGUUGAACGGCAAGAACGAGUAUGGCAUCAAGAUUCCAUACAUCUUUGUGACCAAUGGUGGUGGCAAGACUGAAGAAGAGCGUUGCGUCCAGCUUAGCCAGCAGCUGGACAUUGAGAUUUCUCCUGGACAAUUCAUUUGUGGUCACACGCCCAUGAGGGAGAUGGCGGAGAAGUACAAGACCGUUCUCGUCAUUGGAGGCGAAGGCGAAAAGUGCAGACAGGUUGCAGAGGGAUAUGGCUUCAAGGAUGUCGUCACCCCUGGCGACAUUAUCAAGGAUAACCCUGACACCACGCCAUUCCGAAAACUUACCGAUGAAGAGAUCCAAAAUUCCCGAAAAAGGAAUUUCAAGGAGACUUCGAUCGAAGCCAUCUUUGUCUUUGCUGACAGCAGAGAUUGGGCGGGAGACCAGCAGAUCAUUCUCGACCUGCUCAUGUCCAAGAAUGGCUACCUUGGCACCCGCUCCGCGACUUUCGAUGAGGGCCCACCAAUCUUCUUCUCUCACAACGACAUUGUGUGGUCCGCUUCUCACGAUUUGACUCGUCUGGGUAUGGGUGCUCUCCGUCUGUCUCUCGAAGCCAUGUUCAAAGCCGUCACCGGCAAGGAGCUUGUCACAGUGGCAUAUGGAAAGCCUCAGAUUGGAACAUUCGAAUUUGCUACCAGACUGCUCAAGCAAUGGCGGAAAGCUACACAUGGUAUCAACGAGCCUCCAGAGACUGUAUACUUUGUUGGAGAUACACCAGAGUCUGACAUUCGUGGUACCAACGAAUACAACAAGCACUCGGACAACCGAUGGUAUUCCAUCUUGGUUGAGACUGGUGUAUAUCAGCCCGGCACAACACCAAAGUUCACACCCAACGCAACUGUGCCGAAUGUUCUCGGUGCAGUGCGCCAUGGCAUUGAGCGCGAGAACCAGCGUCAGCAGAAGCUCAAAUUCCAGCAGGAGCUCAACACUACAGGUGGAAAAUUGCAAGAAUUCGCAUUGCUUUCCCCUACCCCAGGCGUCGAGAAGGGCAACCCGCUUGACGCGGCCGCCUAG